Nestor notabilis (Kea) is the source of this 3577-nucleotide messenger RNA. RefSeq names its product vinculin (gene VCL). Bases 1 to 2976 code for a protein of 991 amino acids. NCBI's taxonomy places the organism in Eukaryota, Metazoa, Chordata, Aves, Psittaciformes, Psittacidae. The transcript is spliced from 19 exons. The record is from RefSeq and is a predicted model, not a curated record. Gene Ontology annotation, biological process: cell adhesion. Gene Ontology annotation, molecular function: actin filament binding; structural molecule activity. Gene Ontology annotation, cellular component: actin cytoskeleton.
AUGACUUUCCACAGAGUGGAGAAUGCCUGCACCAAACUUGUUCGGGCAGCCCAGAUGCUACAAGCAGAUCCUUAUUCAGUACCAGCUCGUGACUAUCUAAUUGAUGGAUCAAGAGGCAUCCUUUCUGGAACAUCAGACUUACUUUUGACAUUUGAUGAAGCAGAGGUCCGUAAAAUCAUCCGUGUCUGCAAAGGAAUAUUGGAAUAUCUGACUGUGGCGGAAGUAGUAGAGACUAUGGAGGAUUUGGUGACAUACACAAAGAAUCUAGGGCCAGGAAUGACAAAGAUGGCCAAAAUGAUUGAUGAGAGACAACAGGAAUUAACUCAUCAGGAACAUAGGGUUAUGCUGGUAAACUCCAUGAAUACCGUGAAGGAGCUAUUGCCAGUACUUAUUUCAGCUAUGAAGAUUUUUGUAACUACAAAAAAUUCUAAAAGUCAGGGAAUAGAAGAGGCCUUGAAAAAUCGCAAUUUCACUGUCGAAAAAAUGAGUGCCGAGAUAAACGAAAUAAUCCGUGUGUUACAACUCACUUCCUGGGAUGAAGAUGCCUGGGCGAGCAAGGACACAGAAGCCAUGAAAAGAGCUUUAGCCUUAAUAGAUUCAAAGAUGAAUCAGGCAAAGGGUUGGCUGAGAGAUCCAAAUGCACCUCCAGGGGAUGCUGGUGAGCAAGCAAUAAGGCAGAUCCUUGAUGAAGCUGGAAAAGCAGGAGAACUGUGUGCAGGCAAAGAACGCAGAGAGAUUCUGGGAACAUGCAAAACUCUGGGCCAGAUGACUGAUCAACUGGCUGACCUCCGAGCGAGAGGACAGGGUGCUACACCCAUGGCUAUGCAGAAAGCGCAGCAGGUGUCACAAGGUCUGGAUUUGCUCACUGCGAAAGUGGAGAAUGCAGCCCGCAAGCUGGAGGCCAUGACAAACUCUAAGCAGGCAAUUGCUAAGAAGAUCGAUGCUGCUCAGAACUGGCUUGCAGAUCCCAAUGGGGGCAGUGAAGGAGAAGAACAUAUCCGGGGAAUUAUGGCUGAAGCAAGGAAAGUUGCAGAGUUGUGUGAGGAGCCUAAAGAAAGAGACGAUAUCCUUCGUUCCUUGGGUGAAAUCUCUGCUUUGACAGCCAAGCUGUCAGAUCUGCGACGACAUGGGAAAGGUGACUCUCCUGAGGCCCGUGCAUUGGCUAAACAAAUAGCUACAUCACUUCAGAAUUUACAGUCCAAAACAAACAGGGCUGUAGCAAAUACUAGGCCAGUUAAAGCAGCUGUCCAUUUGGAGGGCAAGAUUGAGCAAGCUCAAAGGUGGAUAGACAAUCCUACAGUUGCUGAUCGGGGAGUAGGCCAGGCAGCAAUUCGGGGUUUGGUGGCAGAAGGUCGUCGUUUAGCCAAUGUCAUGAUGGGACCUUAUCGUCAAGACCUGCUUGCCAAAUGUGACCGUGUAGACCAGCUGGCUGCUCAGCUGGCUGACCUCGCAGCAAGAGGGGAGGGAGAGUCUCCUCAGGCCAGGGCAAUUGCUGCUCAGCUUCAGGACUCACUGAAGGAUCUGAAAACACGGAUGCAAGAGGCAAUGACCCAGGAGGUUUCUGACAUUUUUAGUGACACCACAACUCCUAUUAAAUUGUUAGCAGUAGCAGCCACUGCUCCCUCUGAUGCUCCCAAUAGAGAUGAGGUGUUUGAUGAAAGAGCAGCAAACUUUGAAAACCACGCUGCUCGACUGGGAGCUACGGCAGAAAAAGCAGCUGCAGUUGGAACUGCCAAUAAAACUACUGUGGAGGGCAUUCAGGCAACGGUGAAAUCUGCAAGGGAACUUACCCCUCAGGUAGUAUCAGCUGCUCGUAUCCUCCUGAGAAAUCCUGGAAAUCAAGCUGCUUAUGAACAUUUUGAGACUAUGAAAAACCAGUGGAUUGAUAAUGUAGAAAAAAUGACAGGGUUGGUGGAUGAAGCCAUUGACACUAAAUCUCUGCUGGAUGCAUCAGAAGAGGCUAUUAAGAAAGACCUUGACAAAUGUAAAGUUGCGAUGGCCAACAUUCAACCUCAGAUGCUGGUAGCUGGUGCCACCAGCAUUGCUAGGCGAGCAAACCGCAUCCUACUGGUGGCAAAAAGGGAGGUUGAAAAUUCAGAAGAUCCUAAGUUCCGGGAGGCAGUUAAAGCAGCCUCUGAUGAGCUAAGCAGAACCAUAUCGCCGAUGGUAAUGGAUGCUAAAGCAGUGGCAGGAAACAUUUCUGAUCCCGGUUUGCAGAAGAGUUUCUUGGAUUCUGGAUACAGAAUUCUGGGAGCUGUGGCCAAAGUCAGAGAAGCCUUCCAGCCUCAGGAACCAGAUUUCCCCCCUCCUCCUCCUGACCUUGAGCAUCUUCAUCUGACUGAUGAGCUUGCUCCUCCAAAACCACCACUGCCAGAAGGUGAGGUUCCCCCACCCAGACCACCACCACCUGAAGAAAAGGAUGAAGAGUUUCCAGAGCAGAAAGCAGGAGAAGCUAUUAAUCAGCCCAUGAUGAUGGCUGCUAGGCAGUUGCAUGAUGAAGCCCGGAAAUGGUCUAGCAAGGGUAACGACAUCAUUGCUGCUGCUAAACGAAUGGCACUGCUAAUGGCAGAGAUGUCACGCCUGGUGAGAGGAGGCAGUGGAAACAAGCGUGCCCUCAUUCAGUGUGCAAAGGACAUUGCUAAGGCAUCAGAUGAAGUCACUCGGUUAGCCAAAGAGGUGGCAAAGCAGUGCACUGACAAGCGCAUUAGAACAAACCUCUUGCAGGUCUGUGAGCGAAUCCCAACCAUCAGCACACAACUGAAAAUUCUCUCCACUGUCAAAGCUACCAUGCUGGGCAGAACUAACAUCAGCGACGAAGAGUCGGAACAGGCAACUGAGAUGUUGGUUCAUAACGCCCAGAAUCUCAUGCAGUCUGUGAAGGAAACUGUGAGAGAAGCUGAAGCAGCAUCCAUUAAGAUAAGAACAGAUGCUGGAUUCACUCUUCGUUGGGUCAGAAAGACCCCCUGGUAUCAGUAGACACUUGCCACAUAAGUAUUGUUUCCUGUAACAUAAAAUGCCUUUUUUUUUUUUUUUUUUCUUGGAAACAGGAGAGAUAUAUUAACAGCAAAAGGUGCUGUAUACAUGAGCGUAAGGUCAGCUUAUGCUAAUGCCCCAUUCUAAGGGUAUGAAUUAUAAGAGAAUGCAUUUCAAAUGUCUUCGGAACACAUUUGAUAUCCAACACCUCAGAAUCACUUCCGAUGGUAGACAGUUCGUAUCCUUUAUUUUUUAUCUUGUUUUGCUUUGAAGAUUCUCUUGAUGAAUUCUGUACUCCCAGAAGCACAUUUCAUUUAUGCACUGUAUAUUCCUUUAGUUUCCAUGUGAUGGUAUAAAACAUGGACCUCACUUUAAGCUUGUGUUGAGAGUCUAGGACACUAUUGGUUACUUGGCAGGUUUUUAGGGACAAUCAUUGACAGAGAAACAUUGAACACUUCAGCAGGUGGCUGGUUUUACACCAUGCAGAAAUGAUGGAAGAUGUAAGGGGGUUACAUUAAAAAGUGUGGGAGGGCAGCAGAACAGUUGUAAACUGAGGAUUACAAUUCCAUGUCUGAAAUUACAUUCUUUGCUUUUGAUUUGUUCC